Lathyrus oleraceus (garden pea) is the source of this 381-nucleotide messenger RNA. RefSeq names its product secreted RxLR effector protein 161-like. The record is from RefSeq and is a predicted model, not a curated record. Bases 1 to 381 code for a protein of 126 amino acids. The transcript has a single exon. Lineage: Eukaryota; Viridiplantae; Streptophyta; Magnoliopsida; Fabales; Fabaceae.
AUGGAUAGUUGCACGGCAAUGUCUACUCCAAUGGGAUCCGGAUCUUAUGUUGAUCAAGAUGAAUCAGGUGUUUCGAUUGAAAUCACAAAGUAUCGAGGUAUGAUUGGUUCCUUACUCUAUUUGACGACAAGUCGUCCUGAUAUAAUGUUCAAUGUGUGUCUUUGUGCGUGUUUUCAAGCCAAUCCAAAGGAAUCGCAUCUCGCAACUAUUAAAAGGAUCAUGAAGUAUCUCAAAGGAACAAAAAAUGUCGGCUUAUGGUAUCCUAAAGGUAGUAUUUGCAAUUUAGUUGGUUAUCCUGACGCUGAUUAUGCAGGAAGUAAAAUUGAUCGAAAAAGCACUAGUGAUAUAUGUCAAUUUCUUGGAAAUGCAUUAGUAUCAUGA